This is a messenger RNA of Panthera uncia (snow leopard), 3053 nucleotides long. Its product is annotated as tRNA (guanine(10)-N2)-methyltransferase homolog. Bases 49 to 1065 code for a protein of 338 amino acids. The transcript is spliced from 6 exons. Gene Ontology annotation, molecular function: nucleic acid binding. Gene Ontology annotation, biological process: methylation. NCBI's taxonomy places the organism in Eukaryota, Metazoa, Chordata, Mammalia, Carnivora, Felidae. Gene Ontology annotation, cellular component: cytoplasm. The record is from RefSeq and is a predicted model, not a curated record.
CUGUUCUAAAAUCAGAACCAUCUCUGCUCCUUCAGCCUGGGUCAUGGGAUGAAGUCAACACAGCCAGAGUCAACAUGCAGCAGACACACAGCGAACUUCCACCUUCGGAAAAGAAAGUCCAACGUACCCACCAAGUUCCUUUUGGCCAGACCUGAGAGCGCGCAGGUGACGUCAUCGCGACGGUGCGCGCUCCUGCGUCUCGAAGGACGUGUUGCGUCUUUACCAAUGAGACGGAGGGGGCGGGGCGACUCCCGUAGCCACCAACGGGUUUUCCCGCUAGCACCCAAGUGCGUACUGGCACGCCCCCUCGUGUUCCCUGGCUUUGAGGCCCAUCCCUGCGUCGCCCUUUGUCUAUCAUCAUCCUGGAUCAGCGCGUGCGCCCAACUCCCUGCCUUUCUCUGCGGCAGGCGAAGGGCGACGCCUCCAGGUAAAACUGAGGAGCUGCAGGAGGCGGACUCUGCGCAGGGCCAGUGGUGCCGGAGCCGUCAUAGCUCUUGGCCACCCGGGGCGGGUGCGAUGGCGGAGGAGCAGAGGUGCGACAGCGUGGGAUCCGAGCCUUGCUCUGAGGCAGCGGCGACUGCGGAACCUAAGGUGUCUUCAUCGAAGACCGCCGAAGUUGUCGCAAGAUCGUCGAAGCCCGAGGACUACAGUAGCAAGUGCGUGUUCUGCCGGAUCGCGGGGCGGCAGGAACCGGGUACCGAGCUCCUGGACUGUGAGAAUGAAGACCUAGUUUGCUUCAAAGAUAUCAAACCAGCAGCACCUCAUCAUUAUCUUGUGGUGCCAAAGAAGCAUAUUGGAAACUGCAGAGAGCUAAAGAAAGAUCACAUAGAACUGGUUGAGAACAUGGUAACUGUUGGAAAAAGCAUUCUUGAAAGGAAUAAUUUCACUGACUUCAAAAAUGCGAGAAUGGGUUUCCAUAUGCCGCCUUUUUGUUCCAUUUCCCACUUGCACCUUCAUGUUCUGGCACCUGUCGAUCAACUUGGCUUCUUAUCAAAAUUGGUUUAUAAAGUGAAUUCCUAUUGGUUUAUCACAGCUGAUUGUUUGAUUGAAAAACUAAGAACAUGAAAAUGUCAACAGUGGAAGAUUUUCCUAAUCUUGGCUCAACAUAAACUAAUAUUUUGGUCCCUUUGAAGUCUAAUUGCCAUUGUAAGAUUUGUUGGGUUUUAUGAGAGGCUAUUACUGGGUAGCCUUAAAUCUUUUUUGAAUGUUUCUUGAGAUCUGUGAUACAGUUACAUGGAUACUUUGUCACUAACUUCUUUGUUUUAAUGGUUACAUGUCUAAGGUAUAAGAUACUGUAGAUAAUAUCCCAUUAAAACAAGUUCUGUUAAUCAGGGAGGGCUCUAUUUUCUUUUUUAAAAGUUCAAAUGUUUUCAUUUUUCCAGUAGUCAAUUAUAAUCAUGAUUUAUUUAUGAAGAAUAAACUGAUAUAGAAAGUACUUUGCCGAUUUUGUUGGAGCCUUUAUUACUAUAAAGGGGGGAAAAGUAACCAUUUCUUGACAGUUCUGUAAUUUUACACAUGAAAUUUAAAAACAAAGAGUACCAUACUACAUAGUGAGCUCUGUUCUUGUUGCUGGAAAGAAUUGUAUAUGUAUUCCGUUUUACUCAGAUUUCGGGUGCUGGUUUUCACUUCUGAAAGCCUAAUGUUUUUGUAAUAAAUUGAAAGCUAUAUAAUAUACGUAAAGUAAUUUCUAAUGGUGAAUUUACAAGAACAAUCAACUUGGUUAUCCAAGAGAAGUUGCUGUAAUGGAAUUUUACCUGUAAGAGCAUAAAUGGGGAAGAAAUACAAAGUGGUUAUAAUAAUGUUAUUAAAACUGGACAGAAACUGUUGUUUUAUGGUUUGUUUAUUGUACCAAAGGAAAAGUAGCAUUCAAAAGUGGUUAUGCUUAGCUUUUAUCAUGAAGAAAUCCUGAUUAGAAAGUAGUGAUAGAUAAGCUUAGGUGAGAAAAUUUAUUUUAAUAGCACCGAGUUAGCAUUAUUGAUCUAUCAUUUCAUGAGACCUAUAUCUUUAGGAAUUGUGCUGAUCUAUUCUAACAAUAGUGAAUGUGAACAAAGAGUAGGUAGUGAAAGCUUAUCCUACAUUGUGCCGGCAUAUAAUAAUACCAUGUGCAUGAAUAUAAAUGAACACAAGGAUUAAAGUUUUGAUGUUAGAAACAGGCUGUGAUGAUUAGUUUUCUUUCUUAUUUUUGGCAUGAUAUUAAACGUAGUUUUAUGCAAUGAAAUAAUUAUUAUAAUGUUUAGUUACAGCAUCUGAAAUAAAUAUUCAUUUAUUCAUUUAGCAAACAUUUGCUGAGCAUUUAGCAUUUACCAGACACUGCCAGGAUCAGGAAAUAGAGAAGUGAGAGAGGACAGUCUGUCUUCAAAUGCUAAUCUGAAGACAAAACCAGUGAUCGUAGUGUAGUGUGUUAAGUGCUAUAAAGUUCUCAGAAGAGGCUGUGGAAAGGAAUACAAUUUUGAGAGCAGGUUGUCAGUAGAACUGAAUAUUUAAGACUCAGUGUUAGGCAGGUAGACAGCGGGAGUUCAGUUAGGCCAAGAGUCCCACAUAUACUUUUCUUGAGUUCUUCUGUUAUUAUUUAUUUUAUAAUUGAAAUGAAUGUUCACUUUCAAUUUUAUUCACUGAAAGUGGAAGUAGGGGUUAUAGGCUCUCAAAAUUAGAUUUCCAGGGUUUCCAGGACAGCUUUGUUAAGUAGCUCUCUGAGCACCUACACGGAUAAGCAGUUGCAAGUUUGCAGAAAUCAAAUAUGACCACCUUCAGAAAAGGAAUUUUCUGCAUGUACAACAUGUUGUACUAUGUGAGUUUGCAAUGGUAUAAUUGACAGUAUGAUGAUAACAACAUGUAAGGUAUUUAAGGAAUUCUAAAAUGCCUUAUGGACUCUUCAAAAAUAUGAUUAGCCAACUGAUUUAAUUUAUAUAUGUUUAUACCCUCUCAUAGUUGUUUUCCUUCUUUGUUGGAAAACCAUUGAUCCUCAUAUUCUUAGCAGCAUUUGUCUUUUACUUGUAAAAAUAAGGUUACUACAGUUAAAAUUCACUGAGCCUUUUCAGUAAAGUAUUUGAUAA